CUGGUCUUCAAGGAAUGAGCAGCUGCCUUCUCCGGUGGACAUGUCAUCUUCAUUGGGUUUACAUAUUGUAGAUCCAAGAAUUUUAAGUGAUCAAGUAGGAGAUGUUCAUUCUCUUGUACCACCCAUCUCUCUCACAGCUCCCCCUCCUCGACAUACUACAAUGGCAUCCAUCUCUCAAGAUAAUCUUUAUUCUAAUCUCGCAACUUUCACUUUUGGUGAAGCUCGCACAACUUCACCAGACGACGAAUCACCAGAUGCAAUCAGCCCGCUCACACCAAUAACACGCACAGGCGCUGAUAGGACACCUCGUCCAUCCGUUUCAACUUUUAGCAGUCAUCCUUCGCAGGGUCUAGGGCGCCCAGCUUCAACUUCCUUUCCAUCAUCUUCACGCUCUCAAAGAUCAUACAGAACUGAGCAUACAGAUGAAGAAAGCAGCGAAGAUCCCUCAUCACCCGAUCUCCACCCGAGACGCGGCUUUCAAAGAGGUCGUUUCAUCACAGACAACGUCAGCCAGCACACAUUUGGCCAUCCGGCAGUAAGCUGCUCAGCAGCCUCAAUCACUUCCUCCCGCUCAAGCUCACGUGCAAGUCUCCGCUCAGACCUUCAGUUUAGCAGUGACGAGGAAGUAGAGAUCGCUUCAUACGACGGAGGUUCCUCGCCUGUCACUUUCGCCCGUGACCUCGAUAACAUCGACGAGAACGAGAAUAGCCCUAUCUUCCAUCCUCGUCCCCUCUUCGCAGAGCCCCGUCGUGGUAGCCUCCCAAUGGCAAUCCCAGGUGCCAUAUCAGAUGCAGGCAGCAAUCGCAGUCGCGAAGACAGCAUACUCACCAUCCGUCGUCCAUCUCGCAGCCUCGACGACGACUUUAUGUCUUCCCAUAGCGGAGAAGAUCCAGCUGCUGUUAUACCACGCAGCGAACCCCUCACUCGCGCUGAUUUUCGUUCACUCGAGGCGCAGGCGCAACAGCAGCAGUCAGAACCAGAUACAUGGGCAUCAGGCUGGGACCUGACCUAUGUUCUCUCGAGAAAGAGCGAAGGAAGCAUCCGGUCCGUCCGAUCGACUGCGCAGCUCUCCUUUCUCGCUCCCGGGCCUGCACGCAACAGCGGCGAAGCCUCUUCUUCUCGUCUCUCUAAUAUGUGGGGCGGCAGCGGACGCCGUACGAGCACCGGUACACUCCACAGCGGCGAAGAUACCUUUGGCAGGCAUAUCGGCAUGUACGACACUCAAAACCCCUGGGGUUUUUUUAGGGAAAAGGCGGACGCCCAGCCUGCCCCUACCGUACGCCGUUCGAACGCCCAGGCAGGCGCCUCAAUAAUUGUGGACAAGGUAAAGCACACCAUGUACCCUGGCACACAAGAAAUAUGGAGGAGCGGGCACGUCGGUCGAUAUCGAGUUGACAGACUCGUAUUCAAACCAUCCACAGCAGACCCAGCCAAAGCCGCCCAACAACGCAUCAACGUCCGGCAUAUCCCCGAUCCCUUCCUCAAAGGCCCCAAGACAGCCGGGCCGAGUACCGUCAUCCAUAAACAUUCUCGCGCAACUGCAUUCUCCAUAUUUCGCUCAUAUACACUUUUUACGGCUAAACGCGCUGGGACUGGAUCUCGCAACAUCCAUAUGCAUACGAGCGGGGGAAUCAUGCUCGCGCCGAAGAAGGUGCAGGAACAAUAUACAAGUACGAAAACGACGAGUAAACUUGAUACGCAUGGGUUACUUGAAGAUGGAUCGCGCAAGGCCAUCGGAAACACGAACGGGAAUGGGAACGGUGAUAAAUCGCGUCGUGGCACGCUUCUUGAAAAGGAAAAACGGCGGGAGAAAGAAAAGGAAGAUGCAAAGAAAGCGAAAGCGAAAGCCAAAGAAAAAAAGAAAGAAUUGAAGAAGAAUAGUGACCGUGACCGCGCGAGUAAUGCGACAGAGGGUGCGGAGUCGAGCACGGCGACGAGUAGUGGAGGGAGCAUCAACGCUUCUCAAGUGACACCUGCACGAGCUACGACGUCCAAGAUCACAUUCGUGCCUUCGAUCAAGUCUCCUGUAACGGCCCAGUCAACAAGCGGACCGUCAUCCCCAGAGACCUCAUCAACAUUCGACCACUCCUCUAGGAAACUCCAGUCUGAUUCGUCUACAUCUGUGGCGACCUCGCACAUCCGCGGUCAUCGGGGCAGCAUCGAUUCCGACGAAUACCUCCCCACACGUACCCCGCACGCUGAAGCAUUCGGUACCCUAGACCCGAACGACAUCGAGCACCUCCGACGCGCCCAAAAGCCCACCGACGGCAGCAGCAGCCUUGCGAACCGUAUAUUCCGACGCUUCCGAGGCGCAGCUAACCGAGCAGACAACAUCACCCAACCAGUUGCGACACCCCAAAACGCUUAUAGUCCCCCGUGGAUCGUCACUGCUGGCAGAGACCAGAACGAGGAACAUGUACGUGUGCUCACGGAUCUGAAUAAUUCGUUUAGGGAUGUUGGGUUGUUGCAUACGCAGCCGAGUCAUAGGGUGGGGAAGGGUGUGGGUGUGGGUGCGGGAGGGGCGAAGAAGAGGGCGGUGACACCUGAUAUUUUUGAUUAUAUCCCGGAGGACUCGCUUUAUAUGCUUCUGCCGCUUUGGGCGGGGGAAACAGAUCCGGGUGGAGGAAGUGGUGUAGGGAGUGGAAGCAUCAUGGCGGAGAGUAGCAGCAGCAGCGAAGCUAGCGCCUCCACGAAUGUGACGACCGCUACGACAGCCACGAGUGCCACACUCCUCGCAAUUCCCGAAGACCGUCAAUUCCUCCUCGUCUGGUACGUCCCCUUCGAAGAUGAGAAAAAAAACCCUUCCUCCUUCAAUUCUAAUUCCAACUGCAAUUCCGCAUCCUCAACCGCCGACAAGAAAAAACUCAAACAAGCGCAUUCGACAAGCGACCCUAACGCUGAAUCUAACCAAAAGAAUGUUUAUUUGAGAAAUUUUCGGGUUAAUGCGCGGUUGGUGGGGUAUGAUGAAUUGAGGGGGACGGGGAUUAGGGUGCCUAGUGAUGGGUUGGCGGUCGUGGCGCCUACUUUGGAUGUUGGGAGUCUUGGUGGGGUGCGGAAUCGGGAGGAAUCAAAAUCACAGCCAGCACCGGAGUCAGGGACAGGAGCGCUAGGACUCGAAACCUUCACGAUCUGCAUGUGCAGCUCUCGUGAAAACGGGUUUCAUUUCCAAUCCGAGGGGCUGUCCAAGCUUGGGUUGUGCCUCCAAGAAGAGGUGGCGUUGCCUGCUGUUAAUAACCCUCAGGCUGUUUAUUUGGAGAUUCCGACAUCGGAGAUGAGGCACUUGUUGACGCCGGUUGGGAGGGCUGCUGUUGAGAUGGUUUGGUUGGGGUGUUUGGCUAUCACUAGUUUUGGGCCGUAUUGAGGUGGGAGGGGGUAAGGAGUGUGUUUUUCUUUCCUUGUAUCUUUCUGUGUCGUCGUCGUUGGCAUCCUAGGGGCUGGAGUUAUUUAUUUCCCCCUUCAUCCGCAUCUUCCUUUCCCAUUCCAUCU
Molecule: messenger RNA, 3486 nt
Organism: Suillus subalutaceus
Lineage: Eukaryota; Fungi; Basidiomycota; Agaricomycetes; Boletales; Suillaceae
Exons: 3
Coding region: 41-3361 (1106 amino acids)
Source: RefSeq, a predicted model, not a curated record